AUGGCGGGUGGUGCUGCUAUCAACGUCUUCAAGUUCAACACGGGCGGCUUGCCCAAGGAGACACUCAAUUUCAAGUUAUGGUUCGCCGUCUUUGCAUUUGGUCUUAUGGGUGCCGCCCGUGGUGUUGACGAAGGUCUCAUCACGGGUGUCUUCAAUUCCCACGCUUUCAAGAAGUCCGUCGGUAUCGACGACCUCGACAAAGAUGACCUCGCUAGUGUCAAGGGUACUAUUUCCUCCAUGGUUCAGCUCGGCAGUGUCGCCGGUGCUCUUCUUGCUUUCAUCGUUUGUGAUCGUAUCGGUCGUGUUUGGGCUACUCGCCAACUCUGCGUUCUUUGGAUUCUUGGAAUCGCCAUCUUUAUUGGAAACAACGGCAACAUGGCUGCCGUCUACGCUGGUCGCUUUAUUGCUGGUCUUGGUAUUGGACAGACUUGCGUCGUCGGUCCUAUUUAUCUCUCUGAAAUUUCCCCCGCUCCCAUCCGUGGUCUCUGUACUUGUAUGUUUACUGGUGCUGUAUACCUUGGUAUCAUGAUUGCCUACUUUGCCAACUGGGGUACUCAGAUUCACAUGGCGGACACCUUCAAUCGCUGGGCCGUCCCUACAUCCCUCCACCUAAUCUGGAGUCCCCCCCGUUUCUACAUUAAACAGGGUAAACGCGAGAAAGCCCUCGAGGUCCUCUGCAAGCUCCGUGGCCUACCCGCCCACCACCCAUACGUCCUGAACGAGAUCUCCGAAAUGGACGUCGCCUUCCAGGAAGAGAUGGAGGCCACGCUCGGCAUGGGCUGGAAGGGUCUAUUCAAGGAGAUCCUGGGCAUCAAACGCAACGCAUACCGUCUAUUCCUCACCAACCUGGCUCAGAACAUGGCCUGCUGGUCCGGUGGCUCCGCCAUUACGGUGUACGCGCCUGAUCUGUUCACUCUCGUCGGGAUCACUGGCCAAGAGCAGUCCCUUUUCUCGACCGUCGUCUUUGGUGUCGUGAAAUUCGUCGCCGCCAUCAUCUGCGCUCUCUUCCUGGUCGAUAUGGCCGGUCGUAAGCGCUCUCUCAUCAUUGGUAUUGUCAUCCAAACCGUUGCCAUGUUCUACAUUGCCAUCUUCCUCAACCUCGUCCCCAUCGCCGAAAACCCAGACUUCGUCCCCAGCGAGACGCAGAAUCGUGCAUCGACUGCCGCCAUCGCUUUUAUCUACAUCUCUGGUGUUGGUUGGGCGCUUGGUUGGAACAGUGGCCAGUACCUGUUGUCCUCGGAGCUGUUCCCUCUUCGGAUUCGUGGUAUCUGUUCGUCCAUUACUAUGGCCAUGCACUUUAUCUGUCAGUAUGCUGUCAACCGUGUCCUGCCUGAGAUGCUGCUCGAGGAUACGGGUCUCGGCCCUCAUGGGACAUUCUACUUCUUUGGUGUUAUUUCCAUUGUUGGUGGUAUCUGGGUUUGGCUCUUUGUGCCAGAGGCCGCUGGUCGCAGUCUCGAGACUAUCGACAAGAUGUUCGACCUUCCUUGGUACAAGAUUGGUCUGUACGGAAGGAAGUUUGCUGAGGAGUACGAUCGUGAACAGGAGGCGAUUUACCGCGACGAGAAGAGGGAUGCGGGAAUUGUUGUCUCCCACAACGAGACUGCGUAG
Penicillium mononematosum is the source of this 1608-nucleotide messenger RNA. RefSeq lists its product as uncharacterized. Lineage: Eukaryota; Fungi; Ascomycota; Eurotiomycetes; Eurotiales; Aspergillaceae. The transcript has 5 exons. Gene Ontology annotation, cellular component: membrane. Gene Ontology annotation, biological process: carbohydrate transport; transmembrane transport. Gene Ontology annotation, molecular function: carbohydrate:proton symporter activity. The record is from RefSeq and is a predicted model, not a curated record. The coding region runs from base 1 to 1608 and encodes 535 amino acids.